AUGUUGGUUGUGAGAAAACUGGAAUCAGUGAGUGCUGACGUAGUUGAGUCAGAGGUUCAAAUCUCCUCUCCCUUACCUCAUGACUCCAAGUCACUCUUUGCACACGUCACAGGUCGGGAUGAACAGGGUGUUUUGAUUCUUCUCGCGGAUGGAGAGACGGUUCAUCGGCCAAAGUCGCCGUCUGAGAUACUGCAGCCCGUCGGUGCAGAUAUCGCCAUUCCCGUUGGAGGACCAGGAGCUCAAAAGAAAGUACGGAUACCGCAUAUCUUUGGAGGGCGAAUUUGGUUCUGCAAAGGCAAGCCAAUCACAUUUCUUAUCAACCCAGGGCCAGCUGUGGUUGAACCGUCUGUAACGAAUCCAACUGAUGCCAACUUUGAUGCUGAUUGGGGAUUCUGCGAGUUCACCUACAACAACGAUCAGCUGUACGUCAACGUGUCAUAUGUUGACUUCGUAAGCAUUCCGAUCGGUCUGGAGCUUGAGAACGAGGCAGGCCAAGUCACGCGUGUUCUGGGCAUGCCCAAGGAUGGGCUUGAUCAGGUCUCCGAGGGUUUGAAGCGCCAGGGCGAGAAGGACGGCGCGGGCUGGGAGAAGCUUGUGGUCAAGUCCAAGUCUGGCUCCAACCUCCGAGUGUUAAGCCCGAACGCCGGUGCAGAGUUACAUCCAGGCUUGCUGGAGAAUUACUUUGCGCCAGAGAUUGACGCGGCGUGGAAGCGCUACGAGGAAGAGGACAUCGAAAUCAACACGCAGGCAGAAUGGGGCGAUGUUAGGGGCCGCGUCCACGAUGGCAAACUAGUGUUCAAAGAUGUUGGAAAGGACAAACUUAGCUUCCACUUUGAGAAGCCAUCUACGAGAGACAUUGUGUCUUGCAGCACAGGACCGUUUGCGAGCAGCCCGGAUGUGACGCCAGCGCAGCUCAACGUCGGAGCGCGUAUUGCGGCGGCUCUGAACCGGACAACGUUAUCGGGAAAUUCCCGGCAGCCCGAGGGGGAGAGGGUCGAAGAGUAUUACUGUAAAGGAGAGGGAAAGACAAAUCACUACUCUAGAAUCUGCCAUGAGGUCACGCUUGAGGGGAAGGGUUAUGCGUUUCCGUAUGAUGAUGUUGGUGCAUCGGGGGGAGUCGAUCAGAGCGGAUUCUUGAAUGAUGGGAGACCAAAGGUCUUGACUGUUCAUGUUGGAGGACAGUAA
Fusarium musae is the source of this 1185-nucleotide messenger RNA. RefSeq lists its product as uncharacterized. The coding region runs from base 1 to 1185 and encodes 394 amino acids. NCBI's taxonomy places the organism in Eukaryota, Fungi, Ascomycota, Sordariomycetes, Hypocreales, Nectriaceae. The transcript has 2 exons. The record is from RefSeq and is a predicted model, not a curated record.